Phascolarctos cinereus (koala) is the source of this 745-nucleotide messenger RNA. The record is from RefSeq and is a predicted model, not a curated record. NCBI's taxonomy places the organism in Eukaryota, Metazoa, Chordata, Mammalia, Diprotodontia, Phascolarctidae.
UGGUACCAGAGUUGUGAGCUGCCUUGACAAUGUAUUCCCUACAAAUCUGCCUCAUUACCAUUAUUCUAGCCACGGAAGUCCAGUGGUAAGACAAAAGCGCGGAUGACUGGCGAUAGCCCAGGAUGCAGUGGAUGACCUCGGAGUGUUCCUGACCCAGCUCUAAGCGGGCCAUAGCAUCCGAUUCAACUGCCUUCGUGGCCAUUGGAACAAAUUGGUCUCAUCCACCCAUUCCUCCAGGGGAAGUCCUCACAUGCUUGGAGUAGACAUCCCCUAACCCACCGAGGAGUUAGAGGCCUGUUGGUUACUGUUAACCCAGGUUAGCCCGUCCUACCAAGAUGGUUCACUGGGGUGCCGCCGCUGUGCGUGCCACAGCUUCUUGGAGCUACAGAUAUUCCAGGACACCUGACGUCUGCAUGGAGGACAGGACGAGGCCUUCAGAGCCAGAAAAAGGGGUGAUCCUGAUGGACAGAGAAAGCCCGGCCAUGGACAUGCUCAAAGACAUUGCUAUCAAAUGGUUUAUGGAGACACAGGCACCCCUCAUAUUACAAGAUGGCGCUUUACCUGAGUGGUUCCAUGGAUUCAUUACAAGAAAGCAAGCCGAAGAACUGCUGACCGACAGACCAGUGGGCUGCUUUCUCAUCAGGCUGAGCGACAAGGCGAUGGGUUACAUCCUUUCCUAUAGAUAAGACCCCCAGCAACGCUAGGAAAUAGCCCCUUGACUCUGGGGAACUCUGGCUUCCUGGGC